CGCAGACUACGACGGUGAAUUGCAACAAAAAGGUGGGCCGCUACGUCAUCAUUGACGCACCGAGUGUCGGCGACAGAAAGCGGCACCUUUUUAAGGCUUCAAGAAAUCGAAUCCAUCUUAGACAGCAUCUUGGUCCUCCCGUGCUUUCUAAAUGGAAAUAUACCAGGGCACCAAAAUGCCAGAUGGAUACCUAAAUGGCCAGAUGGAUCUUUCUCCUAGCUCAACAUCUAACCUUUUCUUCACUGAGGUGAGAGUAAAUGGACAGGAAUUUCCUACUAACCGACCAGCUGAGCAUUUUAAGGGUUUCCACAUUGCGUUCCUCACUACCAUCCUUGACGUGUUUCCCAGUAGGAUGUAGACGGUGCGUAUUGCUACAUAGCUCAGAGGUAGACGCUGUUCAUGAGUUGGGUCGUCUUCCCUAACUUUGGUAGUUGUAGUCUUUGCCGGUCGUCUUCCCGGUUUCUCGUCCAGUAGUUAUUAUAAGUGUUUCGGGCGUGUAGACAGUAGGACACCAAAGAAAAAUAGCUACAUAAGAGGCACCAUGGCAUGAUAUCUGGGGAAUGCAAUGUCGCAACCUCUAGUCAUUACGAUUUCUG
Amoebophrya sp. A25 is the source of this 596-nucleotide messenger RNA. The record is from the annotation of a GenBank genome assembly. NCBI's taxonomy places the organism in Eukaryota, Dinophyceae, Syndiniales, Amoebophryaceae.